CAACGGGCAGCAGGAGGCAAGGAAGGAUGUAGGGAGAGAUUAAAUGAGAGAAUGGCAGGGGGCAGAGAGGAAAUAGAGAGAGAGAGAGAGAUACAUAAAGAUAGACGUAGUUAAUUCACCAUAAGCAGUGAUGGCAUGCAUGCCUGGUUAGCAUAUUUUUGUGGCUGUCUGUUAUAAACACUGCCAUGGAGAAGAGAAAUGAGAAGUUGUUCUCCAGAAAAAGAAGUUUCACAUUUGGAGCUUAUGGCGGGAUUGACAAAUUCAUCAGUGGGAAUGAGAGCAGCUGUUCAGAAUCUGUCGGGCACAGUAUACUGGAUAUUUUAGAUUCCCCUUCCAGUGAGUCUAAGCCACUCACCUCUGCCCCAUCCAGCCAGAAGGUGACAGAGUUGUUUGCGAUAAUCGAAAAGCUACAGGGUAGCAGACUGGAUGAACAGCGUUGCGAUUUCCCACCACCUUUGAGGACACGGCUUUUGAAGAUUGGAGAUGGCCUACCUCUCAUCCUGCCCCCUAAAUCUGGAGGCUAUUGGAUCGACCCUCCUCUGGAUAAGCAUGUGGAGACCAGCCCUACUCUCUCACAAGGGGGGUUUGGUCUGGAGAGCUACGAUAUCAUGGAGAGAGACAGUGACGCUAAAAUCUUCCAGGAAUUCUUCCGUCACAGAUAUCAUCAUUCAUUCACUGCCUUUGAUCCCUCUCUUGGGCCCAUAGUUUUGUCUGUUUGUCUUGAAGAAGAGGAAAAUCGCCUGAGAGUCAUUCUGAGGAUGAAGGAGUGCUCACUUCAUGGGACAUUCUCUGCUUCACUCUUUCAACACUUCCCCACAGCUGUGGAGCUGGCAAAGAUGCUGUGUUCAAGUGUCAGCGUGUCGUGUUUUGAGGCUGUGAGUUACUUAAAGGCCCCAGAGCUCAUAAUGGCAUUUGAUGAACACAGAGUGUCUCAAAACUUUAAAUUUGGUGUCUUAUAUCAGAGAGAAGGACAGUUAACAGAAGAAGAUAUUCUCAGUAACACUGAAGAAAGUGAGGAGUUUUUGGAACUUUUAUCAAUACUAGGGCAGACUGUCAAACUGCAAGGAUUCACUGGUUUCAGGGGAGGACUGGAUGUGUCUCAUGGCCAGACAGGAACUGAAGCAGUUUUCACCUCAUUCCAUGGAAGAGAGAUUAUGUUCCAUGUUGCCACUAAACUACCCUUCACAGAAGGGGAUAAACAGCAGCUGCAGAAAAAGAGACACAUUGGGAAUGAUAUUGUGGCUUUGGUUUACCAGGAGGGUCACACCCCCUUCAUCUCUGAUGUGAUCAGAUCCCACUUCCUGCAUUGUUUCAUUGCAGUACGGAGGAUAAAGAGAGAGAAUGAGGGAGAGGGAGGAGAUGGAGGGUCAUUUCAGGUAUCUAUUACUGCUAGGGAGGAUGUGCCCCCAUUUGGCCCACCUCUUCCUACACCUCCUAUUUUUACUGAGGGUUCAGUUUUGAGAGAGUUCCUCUUGACCAAGCUUAUAAAUGCUGAAAUCUCUUGUUACAAGGCUGAGAAAUUCAGUCGACUGGAGUUGCGCACACGUUCGUCUCUCCUGGAAGCACUACGAUCUGAACUUUCUUCCCGUUCCCAGUUCAUGUUAGGAGAGUCAUCACAGCCCAGCAUCCCCCUCACUGAAGGGGGCAGGAGUGCUCCCGAGGGUGGUGGAGGAUUCAUUGAGAACUUUAAGAGAGCUAUUAGGGUGCGUAGCCAUUCUUUCGAUACUUUGGGGGUACCAAAGAAGACUGGUGGUGCGGCAGAGCAAAGGCCAAAGAAUUCCCAUGGUUUCUUUUUCUGGCUUCUGAAACGCUGGAAAAAGGACAGUGAAGGUGACCAGACAAGCAGGACUGACAAUGUGGUCUACACUGAAAUGAAAGGUCAAACCAUUCCACAGGAUGACCUAUAGGCGAAGAUGAGCCACUAUUUCUGGAGCUAAAGCGCCAAAAAAAAAAAAAAAGAAUCCUCUGCUGCAGACUUGAAACUGUGUACGCACACUUGUACAGUGCUUUGCACGGUCUUGUCAAUGAAUAGCAAGUUGUUAGAACUAGGUGAUUUGAAGAGGUCUAGUUGAUACUGCUGCUUCUAGAACGAUUACCCUAUGGGGUAUGAAUUGAACAAAGAUCCUCAAUUCAUCCUAUUAAAUGUAUACCUAAUAUAUUGGUUUCAUUUGCAAUGGCACCACCAAUAAAUUGGUCCACCAAACUUUUUUGUAUUUUCAUUUAAUGUGCCAACGGG
Messenger RNA from Xyrauchen texanus (razorback sucker), 2236 nucleotides. Its product is annotated as rap1 GTPase-activating protein 1-like. Gene Ontology annotation, cellular component: cytoplasm. Gene Ontology annotation, biological process: regulation of small GTPase mediated signal transduction; activation of GTPase activity. The transcript is spliced from 19 exons. Gene Ontology annotation, molecular function: GTPase activator activity. The record is from RefSeq and is a predicted model, not a curated record. The coding region runs from base 186 to 1907 and encodes 573 amino acids. NCBI's taxonomy places the organism in Eukaryota, Metazoa, Chordata, Actinopteri, Cypriniformes, Catostomidae.